Molecule: messenger RNA, 5233 nt
Organism: Danio aesculapii
Lineage: Eukaryota; Metazoa; Chordata; Actinopteri; Cypriniformes; Danionidae
Gene: zranb1b
Product: zinc finger, RAN-binding domain containing 1b
Exons: 10
Coding region: 562-2712 (716 amino acids)
Biological process (GO): cell migration; cytoskeleton organization; protein K33-linked deubiquitination
Cellular component (GO): cytoplasm; nucleus
Molecular function (GO): cysteine-type deubiquitinase activity; K63-linked polyubiquitin modification-dependent protein binding
Source: RefSeq, a predicted model, not a curated record
GCCGUGAAGCCCUUUAACGAAAGAAAUGCGCCCUCAUUGGUUUCCACGGUGUUUACGGAGAGAGAGCCAAUCAUAUGUGCCCGCUGAUCCAGGUGAUAUCCCUCCUACCAGUAUCUCCGGAGUAGGUUUAUUUUGGUUUACCCCCCGCUCCUGCGCCGCCGCCAUUAGAGCCAGUCAUAUCGGCAACAGAAAUGGGAAUUCCGGUGUCUAAAACCCUCUAAAACCCGCUUUGAUCGGAAGAUCGCGGUGGCGUUUGGGGUUUCAGAGGAAGGAGAGAAAUAACAUGGGUGUUCGGCCGCAGGAUAUCUCUACUGUCGCGGUAGAUUGUCGGUGCUGAGCUGGAUUUGGACCCGAUCGGAUUGGGUUUCGGUAGGACAGACGUUCGGUUUGCAGAAGGACGAAGUCGGAAACGGCAGUGUUUGCAAACUGAAGUGUGGAGGGCAAAGACAGGAGAAACUGGAGGCGCUGUGACUGCAAGCGGGCGAACGCAGGUGAAGAACGGAGGACCGGCGGGCGGGAGGGUGGGGGGGCGAUCAGCUGUGGUGACUGGCCUGAGCGAGGAUGACAGAUCUGGGCUUGAAGUGGAGCUGCGAGUACUGCACCUACGAGAACUGGCCGUCUGCCAUCAAAUGCACCAUGUGUCGGGCACAAAGGCACAACGCACCCAUCAUCACAGAGGAACCCUUCAAGAGCAGCUCCAGUCUGGACCCGUCGCUCUGCACCACACAGGGAGGCUCCACCCUGCUCAUCUGCCCAGACUCCAGCGCUCGCCCUCGGGUAAGAAUCGCCGAUGAGCUGCCUGAAACCAGCAGCAAGUGGUCCUGCCACAUGUGCACAUACCUAAACUGGCCACGUGCUAUCCGCUGCACACAGUGUCUAAGUCAAAGGCAGCAGGGAUCCCAACAACACAGUCCACUCAGCCCAUCAGAAACCCCUCAAACAUCAGGAUCCAGACCCUCCCCGGUGACCUCUGACCCAUGUGAGGAAUAUAAUGAUCGGAAUCGGCUCAACAUACAUGCACAACGUUGGCCGUGCUCUGCGUGCACCUACGAGAACUGGCCAAAGAGUCUCAGGUGUGUGGUGUGUGACCAUCCUAAACCCAGCGGCUCACCUGAGACGCCCCAGCAGGAUUCAGAGGCGGAAAGUGCAACAUCGCCCUCGAUAGUGAACGAGCAGGAGCGGGAGAAUGUAAGGACAACGGGGGGCGGUGGUGGGUGGAGCAGGGGAAGGCUGAGAAAACUGUCUCCGCCCAUGUGUAAAGGGCAGGCGGAGGUGAAGAUUGAGCUGGCAUCGGGAGCGGUGGGCAGCGAUAAUGAGCAGGAGGCGGACUUUAAAAAGCUUAAACAGAUCCGGAAUAGGAUGAGGAGAAGCGACUGGCUCUUCCUGAACGCCUGUGCUGGUGUGGUUGAGGGGGAUCUGGCCGCCGUGGAGGCGUAUAAAUCAUCCGGUGGUGAUAUUGCACGUCAGCUCACCGCAGACGAGGUGCGGAUUCUUAAUCGCCCGUCUGCGUUCGAUGCUGGUUUCACGCUGGUGCAUCUGGCCAUCCGCUUCCAAAGACAGGACAUGCUGGCGGUGCUGCUCACAGAGGUGUCUCAGCAGACGGCAAAGUGUAUACCGGCUCUGGUGUGUCCUGAGUUAACAGAACAGAUCCGCAGAGAGGUGGCGGCAGCACUACACAGACGUAAAGGCGAAUUCCCCUGUUACUUCUUCACAGACCUCGUCACCUUCACAUUACCAGCAGAUAUUGAAGACCUUCCCCCAAACGUUCAAGAAAAGCUGUUCGAUGAGGUCCUGGAUCGAGAUGUACAAAAAGAGCUGGAAGAGGAGUCUCCCAUUAUUAACUGGUCUCUGGAGCUGGGCACGCGUCUGGACAGCCGGCUGUACGCUCUGUGGAACCGAACCGCCGGAGAUUGCCUACUGGAUUCUGUGUUACAGGCCACGUGGGGAAUUUACGACAAAGACUCUGUCCUGAGAAAAAGCCUCAAUGAUAGUUUACAUGACUGCUCUCACUGGUUCUACACACGAUGGAAAGAGUGGGAAUCCUGGUAUUCUCAGAGCUUCGGUUUGCACUUCUCUCUGCGGGAGGAGCAGUGGCAGGAGGACUGGGCGUUUAUACUGUCAUUAGCUAGUCAGCCGGGUGCCAGUUUAGAGCAGACGCAUGUGUUUGUUUUGGCACACAUCCUUCGGAGGCCCAUCAUAGUAUAUGGUGUGAAAUAUUACAAGAGCUUCAGAGGAGAGACGCUGGGAUACACACGCUUUCAGGGUGUUUACCUGCCGCUGUUGUGGGAGCAGAGUUUCUGCUGGAAGAGCCCUAUUGCUCUGGGUUACACACGAGGGCACUUUUCUGCAUUGGUUGCAAUGGAGAACGACGGCUAUGAUAAUCGAGGUGCAGGCGCCAACUUGAACACAGACGAUGACGUCACGGUCACUUUUUUGCCACUGGUUGACAGCGAGCGAAAGCUGCUGCACAUCCACUUUCUGUCUGCACAAGAGAUGGGGACGGAGGAGCAGCAGGAACGCAUGUUGAGGCAGUGGAUGGACUGCUGUGUUACAGAGGGCGGGGUUUUGGUGGCCAUGCAGAAAAGCUCGAGAAGGCGGAACCACCCGCUCGUCACUCAAAUGGUGGAGAAAUGGCUGGACGGUUAUCGGCAGCUUGCCGCUUGUCCCACUCUUUCAGAUGGAGAGGAGGAAGAAGAAGACGAAGACGAGUGAAGAAAACCAGUCGGUGACACUUGACACUACAACACGGCCCUCUUGCGUUCGUUACCCCCACAUACGGAAACACAAACACACACCUUUAGCCCCAACCGAACGACAAACCCAAGGUUUCCUUCUUUUUUUGGUUUUUGUCCCUAAUACAGCAAAUAAUUUGGGUUCGUUGCAAAAUAAAGGAAUGCAAUCAUGAUUGUAUUUGUCUUUAAAGAGUAUGUUCUUUGCUUUUGUUUGUGUUUUGUUUGAAAUUUUGCCAUUGCAAUGCUUGUAGUGAUUUAAGAGCAAGGAGGGAAUAGCAAUGAAAGAUAUUUAAAGUCGCAGCAAUUUAAUAAGCACCCUUUUUAAAACAAAAAAACAUUGGUUCUGUUUGUAAUGGAGCCGAUGUCUGCAUCUACUUGUGUUGCUUGACUCUAGACUGAGAUUACUAAAACAUAAUUCACUACACAUGUUUGGAAAAACAAGCAUUAUAUCUACCAAUCGCACUCAAAGACUGUCACGAUUGCUUUUCUAAAUAAAGCCGUCGAUCCUCCCGCCGGUGGUCACGAGGAGAACGCAAGGACAAUUUUAACUCUAUUUCUAACAGAGUUUCUGUAUUUAUCUGGAUUAUAGUUUGUGAGCCAUAGAAAUGAAUGCUUUUCCACUCACAUUUUGUCGUCUUGUUGUCCCAUCUUUGAACUGCGCUGCAAAUGUGAACGCUGCAAUGGAGAAAAAAAAAAAGAGGUGUGAGUUUACAGUGUCUGCUGGUUGAGAUUUCAUGCCCUUUUUUAUUUGAAGGGAACAUUAUUUCAGCCCUUCUUUCAAUGUGGUCCGUUCACUCUUUCAGUUGUGUAUUUUGUGUGUCAUGUUUAUGAAAUGUCUGGCCACAGGUUUUAAGUGCAUGUUUUUUUUUCCCCAAUCCUCCAUCAUCACAUUCAAAUAUGGAGCCAGAUCAGUCUCAAAAAUAAUACAUUUACAAAAUACAAUUCAUAGAUCCACAACCAAAUUCACAUUCACAAAAUCUAAUUCCUAAAUUCAAAACAUGAUUAGAAAAUACACAAAAUCUAAUUCAUAAAUUCAAUACGAUUAGAAAAUACACAAAUCCAAUUUGUAAAUUGAAAACACGAAUCGAAAAUACACAAAUCCAAUUUGUAAAUUCUAAACGCGAAUCAUAAACGCACAAACCCAAUUCGUAAAUUCAAAACGGGAUUCAGAAACACAAAUCCAAUUCGUAAAUUCAAAACGGGAUUCAGAAACACAAAUCCAAUUCGUAAAUUCAAAACGGGAUUCAGAAACGCACAAAUCCAAUUUGUAAAUUCAAAACGCGAAUCAUAAAUGCACACAUAUCCAAUUCGUAAAUUCAAAACGCGAAUCAUAAACGCACAAAUCCAAUUCGUAAAUUCAAAACGCGAAUCAUAAAUGCACACAUAUCCAAUUCGUAAAUUCAAAACGCGAAUCAUAAACGCACAAAUCCAAUUCGUAAAUUCAAAACGCGAAUCAUAAACGCACAAAUCCAAUUCAUAAAUUCAAAACGCGAAUCGUAAACGCACAAAUCCAAUUCGUAAAUUCAAAACGCAAAUCAUAAACGCACAAAUCCAAUUCGUAAAUUCAAAACGGGAUUCAGAAACACACAAAUCCAAUUCGUAAAUUCAAAACGGGAUUCAGAAACACACAAAUCCAAUUCGUAAAUUCAAAACAGGAUUCAGAAAAACGCACAAAUCCAAUUCGUAAAUUCAAAACGGGAUUCAGAAAAACGCACAAAUCCAAUUCGUAAAUUCAAAACGCGAAUCAUAAACGUACAAAUUCAAUUUGUAAAUUCAAAACUGGAUUCAGAAACGCACAAAUCCAUUCGUAAAUUCAAAACGGGAUUCAGAAACGCACAAAUCCCAUUCGCAAAUUCAAAACGGGAUUCAGAAACACACAAAUCCAAUUCGUAAAUUCAAAACGGGAUUCAGAAACACACAAAUCCAAUUCGUAAAUUCAAAACGCGAAUCAAAAACGCACAAAUCCAAUUCGUAAAUUCAAAACGGGAUUCAGAAACGCACAAAUCCAAUUUGUAAAUUCAAAACGCGAAUCAUAAACGCACAAAUCCAAUUCGUAAACUCAAAACAUGAUUCAUAAAUCCAAUUUGUAAUUUCAAAACACAAUUUAAAAAAUAUUCACAAAUCCAGUUCGUUUUGUGAAAUAUAAAUGAUGGUGAAUUCAGGAAUUGUGUUUACAAAUUAGAUUUUGUAAAUGUGAAUUGUGCUGUGCAUGAGUGAAUUUCAUUUUGUAAAUGUAUUAUUUUGAAACUGAUCUGGUUCCAUAUUUAAAGACUUGAUGUAGACCAAAGUGAACAUUUGAGAGAGAUCUGUGGAGUGUUUUUUGCAGUGCUAAUAUAACCAGUUAACUGGCUUUGUUUUCCUGUUUUUCCAUCUCAUCACGUCCUAUAUUUGUGUCCAGUUUUUUCCCCUCAAGUUUUAUUUUCUUUUUUAAAUUAUGUGAUAGUUCUGCUACACUAUGGUAUAUUUGAUAUAUAUGAGGUGGAGACCAAACUUGAUGAUAU